GGCCAAUCGGGGGGACGCAGUAGCAGAUCACACACACAGUGUCGUAUCUGCGUGCACGCCCAAGUGUUGCACAGCUGAAGGGACAGGGGAUGACAUGGCAGGCUGAUGAGAGAGGCUCAGAUGGUGACUGCUCAUCAAUCAGCCGCGAUAGUCGGUAAUGGUGGUGGUGGUGGUGCCUACGACAGAGAGUCUUGUGCCCGUCCUCUAUCACUCACUUAUCGGCUGCCCCGAUAGCAUCUCCGUCAUCCGCGUCCUUAUCGCCGCCGACUCCCUUCGCUACCCCAUCUGCUGCCUCGCACCCUCUCUAUUCUUCUUCGUCACUCAUCCUCUGUUCAUUUUCACCACCUCGUCUCUCCAAAUAUCUGGAUACUAUAUUGUUAUUAUUAUUACAUGUAAGCAGUGCGCCACGGCCACGCUCGGCAAGACUGGACCCUUGCAGGCCUGAUGUUGCCUGCUCGAUCCCCUUGGACCCAUCCAUCCAAUCCCGCCUCAGCAAUAACGUAAAAGCAACCGAACAACACGCCCGGCG
Messenger RNA from Cucurbitaria berberidis CBS 394.84, 529 nucleotides. RefSeq lists its product as uncharacterized. The record is from RefSeq and is a predicted model, not a curated record. The transcript has a single exon. The coding region runs from base 158 to 445 and encodes 95 amino acids. Lineage: Eukaryota; Fungi; Ascomycota; Dothideomycetes; Pleosporales; Cucurbitariaceae.